Molecule: messenger RNA, 313 nt
Organism: Chilo suppressalis (striped riceborer)
Lineage: Eukaryota; Metazoa; Arthropoda; Insecta; Lepidoptera; Crambidae
Source: the annotation of a GenBank genome assembly
GCAACACUGUUGUGGUGCCCCCGCAUAACCUAUAAACAGUGAAAUGUUAAAAUUUUAUUUUUUGCUGAAAGUAUAAAGUAAAAGAGGAAUCAUGAAGAAGUAUGCUCGAAAUCAGCUGUAUGAUAAACUUCAUAGGGGUGGUGUAUUAAUUUGUGUUGGUUUGACACUUUAUGGAACGGUUUUGUUGUGUGAUCAUUUCUACAAAUAUUAUAAGUAUGUCCGGCCUCAGAUACAGGCAUCUAAAGCAGCUGCAGAAAGAGAACUACUUGCAGAAGGAUCAUCAGAUAAAAUAUAAAGGGAUUAAUUAUAGGUC